GGCAGCAGCAGUCACGCGUUGUUUGCUUCAGAGUGCAAAUAUGGCGGAUGAUGGAGAGUCGCUGGAGUCUUGGCUCAACAAGGCCACCAACCCUUCCAACAGACAGGAAGACUGGGAGUAUAUCAUGGGAUUCUGUGACCAAAUCAAUAAGGAGCUGGAGGGCCCACAAAUAUCUGUUCGACUUUUGGCUCACAAGAUUCAGUCCCCUCAGGAAUGGGAGGCGAUACAAGCGUUAACGGUUCUGGAGGCUUGUAUGAAGAACUGCGGGCGAAGGUUUCACAAUGAAGUCGGGAAAUUUCGUUUUUUAAAUGAACUAAUCAAAGUGGUUUCACCUAAAUAUCUAGGAGACAAAGUAUCAGAGAGGGUGAAGACGAAAGUGAUUGAGAUGCUGUACAGUUGGACUGUGUCUCUACCGGAUGAAGCAAAGAUCUGUGAAGCCUAUCAGAUGCUGAAGACACAGGGCAUCGUGUCAGUUGACCCAGAAAUCUCUCUUGAUGCCACAUUAAUACCGUCGCCCUCUCCGCGACCAAAGAAUCCUGUCUUUGAUGAUGAGGAGAAGAGCCGGAGAUUGGCGUUGCUGUUGAAGAGCAAAAAGCCCGAAGAUCUGCAAGAGGCCAAUCGGCUCAUCAAGAACAUGGUCAAAGAGGAUGAGGUGAGAACACAGAAAGUGACAAAGCAAAAAGGCACGCUGGAGGCAGUUAACAACAGCGUCAAACUCCUUAACGAGAUGCUCGCCUACUUCAGCCCAGAAGACUCUACUGACGGUGAUAAGGAGCUCAUUAAGGAGUUAUACGGUGAUUGUGACAAGCUCAGGCAAACAGUGUUUCAGCUCGCUACCGAGACCGAGGAUAACGACAGCAACCUGGGAGACAUCCUGCAGGCCAGUGAUGACCUCUCCCAUGUCAUUAAUUCUUAUAAGAAGAUUGUGGAAGGACAGACCAUCAACGGAGAGACUGAAGAAGCACAACGAACACGAUCGGCAGUUCAAAAGGGCACCGGCCGCACAACUCAGUCAGAGGUUCUGAUCGACCUGGUGGGUCUGGACAUCCAGAGCCCCUCUCAACCAGAACAACAACCCCCAGCAUCCUCUCUGUCUAUUCCAGCUGACCUCAUGUGUGGCUCCGCUGCCCCUGAAGCUCAGUCCCUGAGCCCCGACGCACCCUCCGCAGCGCUCUCUCUGCUGGAUGAAGAACUGCUGUCUUUAGGCCUCAACGAACCUGCUCCUGUUUCAAACAAAUCAACCGCACCGACACAUGUUAACAUGAACAAUCAUUUUCAACCAUUACAGGAUUCCAGUAAGGAUUUGGAUCUUUUUGACACCACCUCACCUCCAGCUCCUGCGUUUUCUACAUCGUCACUUUUCCCACACGGCCUCGCUGCGACAGUCAGCCCCGCCAAGUCUUCAAUAGCUGCCUCUGCCUUAAGCUUCCCCGUCUCUGUGUUCCCCACACCUUCCGUUCCCACAGAAUCUGUCUCCAUAGCGUCACAGUCACAGCAGUCAGUCAGUUCGGUAUCGACUGUCACAGCCCCAGCAGCUCUCCCUCCGUCGUACAGCAUGGCCUUGUCUGCUCCAUCAGCCACCGCUGUCACUCCACAACAGGUCUCCACUGCAGCAGGGCCCUCCCAGUCUGCUUCACCUUCUCUUAAUCAUAAUCUACAAGACCUAGCCUUGCUCGAUCUGGGCAGUCCUAAAAUUACACCUGGUGUGAUGGAUUUUGGCAGCUUGCUAAUCAAGAGUGAGGAUCUGCAUCCUCCUGCCACCCUGUUGUCCAAUCUUGGAGGCACCUCCACCACAUCCAACCCUCUGCUCAUAGGAGGGAUGUCAGGAGGGUCCACUCUCCCGCCUGCCAAGUGUCAACCAGACGACAGUCCUCUGUUACGCUCUCUGUCCCCCGUCCUCCCCCUCAGCCAGCCCAGUCCAGGCAGGGGAGAAGAGGUAUCGCUGGCUAAUGUCUUUGUUCCUUUGGAUGCCAUCAAGCCAAGUAAAGUGUGUCCUGUGACAGCGUACGAUAAAAACGGCGUCCGCGUCCUGCUGCAUUUCGCCACCGACUGUCCACCAGGCAGGCCCGACGUACUGGUGAUGGUGGCGUCUAUGCUUAACACAGCCCCGCUGCCCGUCAGGAACGUUGUUCUGCAGGCUGCUGUGCCGAAGACAAUGAAAGUGAGACUGCAGUCGCCCUCGGGGACAGACCUGGCUCCUUUCAACCCAAUCCUUCCCCCUGCUGCCAUCACUCAGGUCAUGCUGCUUGCCAAUCCUCUCAAGGAAAACGUUCGGAUGAGAUACAAACUAACAUUCACGCUGGGAGAGCAGCCGCACACAGAAGUGGGGGAGGUGAACGAGUUCCCGCCUGCUGACAGAUGGGGGGCUCUAUAGCCCUGCCUACCUGUUAGGCUGGCCAGACACUACAAGACUUCUUAAACAGUUCAGUUUGUCAGUGCAGCUCAAAGGUCAAGAGAAAGGGCAGUAUUGGAAGAUUUGAAGAAUAUAGUAUAUAAACUCUAAUGGACCUUGAAGGAGAAUUUCUGCUCGGAUGGCCCACCGAAGUAGCCAAAGUCGAUUUAAACUUUACUACAGUGCCAGAUAGGUAGUCAGUGCAGUGCAAUGGUUGAACGUGGAUGAUGGUUGUUGAAUAAUGCUAAGUUAUUAUUAGGUUAUUACUAUACCCUUUUAUUCUCAUUUAAUGCUCACAUGUACUCCUACACCUCCAUCAUAUCAGAACUGAUUGGAGUACUCUUGCACUUUUGGAUACCAGGCAGUCUUAACAUAGAGCAAAAAACACAUAUUGAAGGAGAUUGUGAAGCCAGGGUCAUGUGAUCACAACCCACAUUUCACAUGAUUUGCUGCUUCGGUCACUCUCACUUCACGUCUCCUAAUAAGCUUCACCGUUACUACUGAAUACUUUUACUAGUCUUCUGAGUUCUGUACUAACUCAUAGCUUAAGACUCUUGGUGUGCUUCUCAGUCUUUCAGUAUUUAUUAUCAUGAAUGUGUUUAUUUAUUUUGGUUUGGGGUGGAAGGUAUCAGAUCUGUUAACUUUACUGUAUGGUAUUGCAGGUGUAAUCCUGCAUUCUCAUCUUAUGACGGUCUUUUUCAGUACUGAAGUAAAGGGGGUACACAUGUGGUGUGUGUAAGAAGCUUUAAUGUUACUAAAUAUUCAAACAAGACAUGUUCUAAUAUGUUGCAUUAUGUAGCAACAGUGUGGUGGAUUCUGAUGGGAAAAAGAGUUGUUUUGCUACAUAUCCAGGCUGUGAACUUUGGAUAGCAUGUUCAUAUAAAAAUGUAAUCCUAGUAGCCCCCUUUUCCUUGGCAGGUACAACAUGAGUUAUUAAGGGGAAGAGGUCAAGCGCAUACAAUGAGUGGAUGUGCUUAGAGGUGAGAAUUCUCCCCUAGAAACAGGAAGUCAUAUUGUUGUAAAGGAAAUUAAAUGUCAUGUAUAGCUUAGCCUUUGCUCCCCCCUGUUAGACCAUGUUGUGGAAACCAAACUAGAGAGUGAGGAUAUUUUCCCUCGGUCAAAUGUAAAUGUUAAGCUCGUUUGGGAGUUUCCUAUAUCAAACUAGGAAAAUAUGUCUUCUGUAAGCACUGACAGAAUAAAUCAGAAGUAAAUAUUUGGGAUGAAUCCAAAGCAUUAUGCUUAUCAUGCGGUUAUCAAAAAAACAGUAUGUUUGUCUUUCUGGAGCUAUUAGUGUUAUAAAGGAGAUUCUCUACAUAUUUCUUAUAAAACUAUUAUUUAUUUGUCUUAGAUUGUUAAAUGAACUUGUCAUUGCAUAUUUUUUGAAAAGCUGUUUCUGUGCAUGGAGAAUAAAGACUGAGAUGGAUCUAUUUGUAUUACAAUUUCCA
Molecule: messenger RNA, 3837 nt
Organism: Thunnus maccoyii (southern bluefin tuna)
Lineage: Eukaryota; Metazoa; Chordata; Actinopteri; Scombriformes; Scombridae
Gene: gga3a
Product: golgi associated, gamma adaptin ear containing, ARF binding protein 3a
Exons: 17
Coding region: 41-2374 (777 amino acids)
Biological process (GO): vesicle-mediated transport; intracellular protein transport
Cellular component (GO): trans-Golgi network
Molecular function (GO): small GTPase binding; phosphatidylinositol binding; ubiquitin binding
Source: RefSeq, a predicted model, not a curated record